This is a messenger RNA of Apiotrichum porosum, 969 nucleotides long. It is a transcript of the gene CDC10, whose product is annotated as cell division control protein. The record is from RefSeq and is a predicted model, not a curated record. Lineage: Eukaryota; Fungi; Basidiomycota; Tremellomycetes; Trichosporonales; Trichosporonaceae. Gene Ontology annotation, biological process: cytoskeleton-dependent cytokinesis. Gene Ontology annotation, cellular component: cell division site; microtubule cytoskeleton; septin complex. Gene Ontology annotation, molecular function: molecular adaptor activity; GTP binding; GTPase activity. The transcript is spliced from 5 exons. Bases 1 to 969 code for a protein of 322 amino acids.
AUGGCCGCCGCAGCAGUCUCCACCCCGAGCCCCGAGGACAUCUCCGCCGCCUCCUAUGUCGGCUUCGACUCGAUCACGCGCCAGAUCGAGCACAAGCUGCUGAAGCGCGGAUUCCAGUUCAACGUCAUGGUUGUUGGCCAGACUGGUCUCGGCAAGUCGACCCUCGUCAACACCCUCUUUGCGUCGCACCUCGUCGACUCGAAGGGCCGCACCGAGCCCGACAUUGCUCCCCGCGCGACCACCGAGAUCCACCCCAAGUCGCAGGUUAUUGUUGAGAACGGUGUCCGCCUCAAGCUUAACAUUAUCGACACUCCCGGUUACGGCGACCUCGUCAACAACGAUGGCUGCUGGGAGCCGAUUGUCAAGCACAUCAAGGACCAGCACUCUGCCUACCUCCGCAAGGAGCUGACCGCCAUGCGUGAGCGCUUCAUCCCCGACACCCGCAUCCACUGCUGUGUUUUCUUCAUCAACCCCACCGGCCACACCCUCAAGCCCAUUGACAUUACCGUGCUCAAGAAGCUGUCCGAGAUUGUCAACGUCGUCCCCGUCAUUGCCAAGGCCGACAGCCUGACCCUCGAGGAGCGCGAGGCCUUCAAGCAGCGCAUCAUGGCCGAGCUGCAGUACAACCAGAUCAGGCUGUACCCCUUCGACGGCGAGGACCUGGACGCCGAGGAGCUCGACGUCAACGAGCGUGUCCGCUCUAUGCUUCCCUUUGCCGUUGUCGGCUCUGAGCGCAACGUCAUUGUCGACGGCAAGUCGGUUCGCGGCCGCAAGAACCGCUGGGGCACCAUUGUCGUCGAGGACGAGACCCACUGCGAGUUUGUCUACCUCCGCAACUUCCUCACCCGCACCCACCUCCAGGACCUCAUCGAGACCACGAGCCAGAUCCACUACGAGACCUUCCGCUCAAAGCAGCUCCUUGCCCUCAAGGAGUCGUCUGCCAAGCAGCAGCAGGCCACCCCUGCUUAA